ACAAAUAAAGAUAGAAAGCAAAAGAGAGAAUCAUAUCAUGGAAUACAAUAAUAAGCAGGGAAGUAUGCUAUUAAUGGUGGUGUUGAUGAUGAUGACAAUGUGGAGCUGUGGUUACAGCGAGGCCAAGCUGAGCAGAGACUUCUACUCGGAAAGCUGUCCCUCACUGUUCCCAGCGGUGAGACGGGUCGUGCAGCAUGCGGUUGCCAAAGAGCGUCGCAUGGCUGCUUCUCUCCUCCGUUUGUUUUUCCACGACUGUUUCGUAAACGGGUGUGACGGAUCCAUAUUGCUGGACGACACUUCCUCAUUUGUGGGAGAGAAAACCGCAGGACCAAACAAUAACUCUGUGAGGGGAUUCGAAGUGAUCGACAGAAUCAAGUCCAAGGUUGAGAGACUCUGUCCUGGCGUCGUCUCAUGCGCAGACAUUCUCGCCAUCACUGCUCGUGACUCUGUCCUCCUCCUGGGUGGGCCCAAGUGGGGCGUGAAACUUGGGAGACGAGACUCCACGAAGGCCAGCUUUUCGGACGCCAACUCAGGCGUCAUCCCACCUCCGACCUCUACUCUCAACAAUCUCAUCAACCGUUUUAAAGCAAAAGGCUUGUCCACACGCGACAUGGUCGCUCUCUCUGGUGCGCACACCAUUGGACAAGCCAGGUGUGUCACCUUCAGGAACCGUAUCCACAACGCAAGUAACAUAGACCUUUCUUUCGCCUUGUCCAGACAGAUGAGCUGUCCCGCUGCCUCUGGCUCGGGAGACAACAACGAAGCUGCUCUUGACCCUCGUUCACCUGGAAGGUUCGACCUCAGCUACUACAAGCAGCUUCUCAAACACAGGGGUCUGCUCACUUCAGAUCAAGUCCUUUUCAAUGGCGGCUCCACUGACUCGCUCGUUGUAGCCUACGGCUACAGUCUCAAAGCUUUUUACCGCGACUUUGUAAGAGCUAUGAUUAAGAUGGGUGAUAUCAGCCCCCUCACCGGAUCCAAUGGUCAGAUCCGCAACAACUGUCGCAGGCCCAAUUGAAUCUCUUGGUAUAUGAAGCCCAUUGGGCUCAGUCAUACAACCACCUAUCGUUCGUCAACUGUAUUUUAUGUUUUUUUUUUGU
This is a messenger RNA of Eutrema salsugineum, 1100 nucleotides long. Its product is annotated as peroxidase 67. The coding region runs from base 38 to 1018 and encodes 326 amino acids. The transcript has 3 exons. NCBI's taxonomy places the organism in Eukaryota, Viridiplantae, Streptophyta, Magnoliopsida, Brassicales, Brassicaceae. The record is from RefSeq and is a predicted model, not a curated record. Gene Ontology annotation, molecular function: peroxidase activity; heme binding. Gene Ontology annotation, biological process: response to oxidative stress; hydrogen peroxide catabolic process.